Molecule: messenger RNA, 1911 nt
Organism: Aspergillus viridinutans
Lineage: Eukaryota; Fungi; Ascomycota; Eurotiomycetes; Eurotiales; Aspergillaceae
Product: putative glucokinase regulator family protein
Exons: 5
Coding region: 1-1911 (636 amino acids)
Biological process (GO): response to fructose; glucose homeostasis; amino sugar catabolic process
Cellular component (GO): cytosol; nucleoplasm; mitochondrion
Molecular function (GO): carbon-oxygen lyase activity; enzyme binding; enzyme inhibitor activity
Source: RefSeq, a predicted model, not a curated record
AUGGAUCUAGCCGGCCUGUCACAGCUUCAGACCGAAGCCGUCAAUCCCCGGACGGCGCAGAUCGAUCAGCUCUCGACCCUGGAGAUGUGCCGAUUGAUCAACGAAGAAGAUCACCGCGUCGCGCCUAGUGUCACAGCAUGCCUCCCCGACAUUGUCGCUGCAAUUGAUGCGCUAACUCCGCGCGUGCGAAAUGGUGGACGAGUCAUCUACGUGGGUGCAGGGACAAGUGGAAGACUCGGGAUCCUCGAUGCAUCCGAGAUCCCUCCGACAUUUGCUGCUCCGCCAUCGCAGUUUGUCGGGCUGAUCGCGGGCGGCGAUGCUGCCAUUCGACGAGCUCAAGAAGGAGCCGAAGACAGUGUCGCUGCUGGUGAGGCCGACAUGGAAGCUCUGAACCUCAACCCGGGCCUCGACAGCGUCAUCGGCAUAGCUGCGUCCGGUCGUACACCCUACGUCCUUGGAUGUUUGGCAUGCGCGAAGAAGAUUGGCUGCCUCACCAUCGGUGUGGUCUGCGCGUCGCCCUCGGCAAUAGGGACGUCGGGGACUGUUGACUUCCUGAUUGCUCCGCUACCGGGGCCGGAGGUUGUGACGGGCAGCACCCGGUUGAAGGCGGGAACGGCUACCAAGCUGGUGCUGAAUAUGCUUAGCACUGGUACCAUGAUCCGGACGGGCAAGACUUAUGGAAAUCUGAUGGUAGAUCUUGUAGCCUCCAAUCUGGAGCUGGAACAACGAUCGCGCAAUAUUCUGCGAAGGCUGAGUGCACGCUGCGCCGGUAUGACGGACGCGGAGCUGGACACGUUGUUGGCAAGAUGCAAACGAAAGGUAAAAUUAGCUCUUCUCGUGGCCGAAACGGACCCGGUUGAACAUUGCGAGGAGAGGUUGGCAUCUGCUGGGGGUGUGCUCGCCAAUGCUCUAGAGACAUCUUUGGCCAAGGAUGUACAGUCCCCUGCGAAAGACAGGCAAUAUGUACUCUGCAUUGACGGCGGAGGGACCAAGUGCGCGGCCGUCAUCGCGGACCUGGAAGGCAGCGUUGUCGGGCGAGGGACGACCGGCCCGUGUAAUCUGACUGAUGGCAACAGCGUGGGGGAGGUAGUUCAGACGCUCAUCACUGCUACAAAGGACGCUUUGUCCACCAUUCCUUCCUCGGAGUGCCAUCUCCAGUCUCUUUUCAAGUCAGUCUGGAUUGGUUUGGCGGGCAUUGACCGGAAGAACUUCCGGGAGUCCCUUUUACCAAAAAUCUGCGUGCUCUUUGGAUUGACGGAGGAGGAGAUCCGUCUAACAAACGACGUGGAUCUGCUGGCGGCCGCUGCAAGUCCCCACCAAGACUGUUCAUCUCCAGUCGUCGUCAUUGCUGGCACCGGGAGCGUCGCCAUGCGAUACAAUCGAAGUGACGACGGCAAUGAGUACUCCCGAGUCGCUCGAUCCGGCGGCUGGGGACACAUCUUGGGUGAUGAAGGGGGCGGAUAUGCCAUCGGGCUGGAAGCCAUCAAAUACACCUUGGCCUUUGAGGAGGCAGUCCUCAAACGACUGGGAUGUGUCAACUGCGGGCCAAAGCAGAUUGAUCUCGUCAGUGAGAUCCUGGUUCAACAGCACAAGCAGAUGAUCAAAUCUCGGAUUGCAGGUGUUGCCGAGGUACUCAGCCUGAACGGACAGGAUGACACUGCCUCGGACAUUGUCGGUCGACAAAUUGACUAUUUGGCAAGUCGGACCGUAGGACGUCUGUUAGAUCCUACUUGUGCUGGAUACGUCCCUACAGAGCAUACCGGUCUGAUCUUUUCUGGCAGCAUUUCCAACAAUCAGCCUUACCAGGAUCAAUUCCUGCAUGUCCUUACGAAGAAAGGGGCCCGGUUCGGCUAUAUCGAGAGUGUAUCUGAUGCAGGCCUCUUGGGCGUAAACCGUCUGAUAUCGUCUUGA